CGGGCGCGCUGGGGGAGGAGGAAGCCGCCACCGACGCGGCAGCGCAGACGGGACCUGCCCUGGGCCGGAGCAGCCCAGCGACCGCUGCGGACGCCAUGGAGGACGGAGUCUAUGUGCCCCCGGACCUGACCCCCGAGGAGCGGCUGGAGCUGGAGAACAUCCGGCGGCGGAAACAAGAGCUGCUGGUGGAAAUCCAGCGGCUGAGAGAUGAGCUGAGCGAGGCCAUGAAUGAGGUGGAAGGGCUGGAAGCGAAUGAGGGCAGGUGGGAAGGUGAUACCUGGGCAGGGGGUUGGGAGCCGGGCGGGGUCUGUCCCAGGGCUCCCAGCUCCGUUCUCUCCGCCGCACAGGGGAUCCAGUUCCUGGUGGAGAACGAACUGCUGCACAACACGCCCGAGGAGAUCGCCCGCUUCCUCUACAAGGGCGAGGGGCUCAACAAGACGGCCAUCGGCGACUACCUGGGGGAGAGGCAGUUCCUGUGGAGCUUCCGCCUGCCCGGGGAGGCCCAGAAAAUUGACCGCAUGAUGGAGGCCUUUGCCCAGCGCUACUGUCUCUGCAACCCCGGCGUCUUCCAGUGCACAGACACCUGCUACGUCCUCUCCUUCGCCGUCAUCAUGCUCAACACCAGCCUGCACAACCCCAACGUGCGGGACAAGCCCACGGUGGAACGCUUCAUCACCAUGAACCGCGGCAUCAACGACGGGGGCGACCUGCCUGAGGAGCUGCUGCGGAACCUGUACGACAGUAUCCGGAACGAGCCGUUCAAGAUCCCCGAGGACGACGGGAACGACCUGACCCACACGUUCUUCAACCCCGACCGGGAGGGCUGGCUGCUUAAGCUGGGCUCAGAGCCCAGGGACACCGCAACGUGGAAAAGACGCUGGUUCAUUCUGACUGACAACUGCCUGUACUAUUUCGAGUACACCACGGACAAGGAGCCGCGAGGGAUCAUCCCACUGGAGAACCUGAGCAUCCGGGAGGUGGAAGAUCCCCGCAAGCCGGUGAGGGCAGCGCCCCGGUCCCUCCCCCCGUCCCCUGCUCUGUCCCCGUGGCCCUUGUCUGUCUGUUGCCAGCCCACUCCUUGCCCUUCGGCGCCUCCCUCCUUGUUUUCUCUUGUAGCUGUGCGGCCUGUCACCUGCCCUCCCUCCCUCCGCACGCCUCCAUCAUCCCUCCCUCCCUCCGCACGCCCCUUCCUCCCUCCCUCCGCACGCCUCCAUCAUCCCUCCCUCCCUCCGCACGCCCCUUCCUCCCUCCCUCCGCACGCCUCCAUCAUCCCUCCCUCCCUCCGCACGGCCGCUGUCAGCGUGGACCCCUUCUACGAGAUGCUGGCUGCCCGCAAGAAACGCAUCUCGGUCAAGAAGAAACAGGAGCAGGCGUGA
Molecule: messenger RNA, 1376 nt
Organism: Pelodiscus sinensis (Chinese soft-shelled turtle)
Lineage: Eukaryota; Metazoa; Chordata; Testudines; Trionychidae
Source: RefSeq, a predicted model, not a curated record